AUGAAGCUGAGCAGCGUCUCUCUACUCACUGUGACCGUCCUGCUUUGCGUUCACAUGGCCCAGCCUGGAGUCCCGGGGCUUGCGGCUACACAGAAACCUGGCUACUGCCCAGAGUUUCCUCUUUCCUGCCCGUUCACCCUAUUACCUGCGUGCCGGAGCGACAGAGGGUGCCAGGGGGCCAAGAAGUGCUGCUUCUUCUACUGUCGACGCCACUGUGUGGAGCCCUGGACGACGCUGGACUGAGGUGGAAACCCCUUCUUAACUAGGCCUGAGGAGACGCUGCUGCUAUUGGCUCAGGCUUGGAUAUCUAAUUGGUCUCUAAUUCUUCCAUGCUCCUCCCAGUCCUAGGACUUCCUUUGAUUAAGAGUUACGUGUUUGUUAAUAUGAAUACAAUGCAAAUAAAUAUGGCAUUAUAUUUUUAAAACUAAA
Messenger RNA from Galeopterus variegatus (Sunda flying lemur), 429 nucleotides. RefSeq names its product WAP four-disulfide core domain protein 15A-like. Bases 1 to 243 code for a protein of 80 amino acids. Gene Ontology annotation, cellular component: extracellular region. The transcript is spliced from 3 exons. NCBI's taxonomy places the organism in Eukaryota, Metazoa, Chordata, Mammalia, Dermoptera, Cynocephalidae. The record is from RefSeq and is a predicted model, not a curated record. Gene Ontology annotation, molecular function: peptidase inhibitor activity.